Molecule: messenger RNA, 4134 nt
Organism: Protopterus annectens (West African lungfish)
Lineage: Eukaryota; Metazoa; Chordata; Ceratodontiformes; Protopteridae
Gene: POF1B
Product: POF1B actin binding protein
Exons: 19
Coding region: 209-1882 (557 amino acids)
Biological process (GO): actin filament organization; bicellular tight junction assembly; epithelial cell morphogenesis
Cellular component (GO): bicellular tight junction; actin filament; adherens junction
Molecular function (GO): actin filament binding
Source: RefSeq, a predicted model, not a curated record
UGCAGUUCCGCCUUGCUAGGUGUGCUCUCUUUGCAUGGAGAGUAGCGUAAGCUCGUCCUGCUUUGCUGGGGAAUGCCCGCCCCAUUAGCCUUGUCAGCCAUCAUUUGCCUCUGCAGGUCCCUCCCUCUCUCUCUCCAGUUUCAGAGUUCAGUGUGCAGUUUGCGUGCGCAGAGCUACUCCAUAACAGUCAGGGUCUGUACUGAGAGAUAUGCAAAAGACGAGCUUUUCAUCAGCUGGCGAACCUCUGAGUGCGAACAUGUCUUCAGCAUUAUAUAGGGUAGUUGAGAACGGUGCGAAAGUGGAAGAAGGUGCUGGAUUCGAUGUCCUGAAAACAUACAGCCCGAUUCCGACCCGGGAUGGCGUUACCACCCUCGGCAACGUGGACCAACAGAGUUACAUCCUCACGCCUGUCAUGUCUCCAAACCCUGCUGGCUACCAGACCUUCGUUUACGCCGCGCCUCAGCAGGAUCUUCGUUCACCAUUCCUAAAUGCGACCUGGGGAAGUGAUGUAGGAUCGCAAGGCACGCUGAAGAGAGUUGUGUUAUUGGCUCCUCCACAGGAGUCACACUAUUCUACAUUACAUGGGAUUAACAAUGUCACAUCACAGGCUGUUAUCCAGAAUGUACAAAGUAUCCAAAAUGUUGAACAGCGGAGUCCAACUCCGGAUAAAUUGCCAAGUUUCAAGGGAACAAAUAUUUCCUUGGAAAAGCAAACCAUCAUUGAACAGAACUCUACAAAUAAGUCUGAAGUUACAAGUCCUACUCAGGAUAAAUCACCAAUUUACAAAAGUGUUUCAUGGGGAAGCCAAACCAUCAUAGAACAGAACUCUACAAAUAAGUCUGAGCUGACAAGUCCUACACAGUUGAAAAGUGCUGCUGAUUUCAGUAGCGACAAUGCAGAAAAACUUGACCCACGGUACUUUGGAGAAUUGCUGGCUGAGUUGAACCGCAAGUCUACUGAUACUUAUAACUUUUUAUAUUCACACGUGGAAAAGAUCCAUGCUCAUAAGCCUAGUGAGUCAGAUGACCAAGACGUGGAGUCAUUAAUACCGAAGGGGAUUUCAGAGCUGACAAAGCAGCAAAUUCGUUACCUGUUGCAGAUGAGAAUAACAGCAGAAAAGUCUCAGAGGCUUUUGUUGGCCACAUUCAGCAGCCUACGAGAAGAACUUAGUCAUCUCGAGCAAGAUCUGAGGAGACUGGAUUCAGAAAAAGAGAGCCUACAGCGGGACCUGAAUUUUAAAGAUCAGCAAGCAAAGCAAUAUGAGAAACUCUUGGAAGCUGUGAGAGAGAACAACCGCCAAUUGCAGGAUACUAUUAGAGAAGGUGGAUCAAAUAAUCGAAAACUUGAAGAAAUGAUUCUCUCAAUGAAAAACCAAGAAUCAGACAAAGACUACCAAAUUAAAGAACUGGAAUAUGGGAAGCGAGUCCUGGAGAAGGAAAAUGAAAGUCUUAGGCUGCAGCUGUCAGGACAGGGUUCAAGCCCAUCGUUCCAAAACAAGGCAGAUGAGAUUUCUCGCCACUACAAGGAUAUGAUCGACAAACUGCGAGAAGAGAAAGAAAGGGAGAUUACCACCCUGAGGAGUGAGAUUAGCAGGAUCCAACGAGAUGCGUCGACAAAGGAAGGCAGCAGUAGCAGUAUGCAGCUGAAGGUGAUGGACCUGAGUUCUGUACUACAAGAAAAAGAAACGCUCAUCAAACAGCAAAAGGAGGAGAUCUUAAGAUUACAGCAAGCAAAAGAAUCUGGAAGCAAUUCAUCAAGAACAAUUAUCACCAAAACGUACAGUAACCAGUAUCCUAUCCUCGGCCUGCUGAAUGAUUACAAACCUCCACCACCAGUUCAGAGGGAACAUCAGUAUGUGAUUGAAAGGACUGAGAAGUGGUAAUAGGAAAAGAAAAUGCAGAUGAAAACUGGUCCUUUCAAGAAUAUGCAGCUUUCUCUUACUGACACUUCGUUAUUUUCAUUAUUUACGGUCCAUAUCAAUAUUUUUGCAAUGGAAGUUUGCACAAGGUCAUCAGGGAGCUGAAACACUAAGUGCUGUACUUUGUUUACAGUGACACACAUGGCAAAAUUUAAUGCAAAGACUUUAGUAUGAAGUUAAAAUAAUCAUAUUGCUUACUGUUGUGAGGCUUAAUUAACAGGGCACAGUCAUGUGAAAGCAGUCUGCCAUGCAGUAAAUCAUCUGGAUCAAAAACUUAAUUAGUUGCUGAUGGAAUAGCUCACUUUGCUUUCUUAGGUGCCGAGUAAGUGUAUGAGAUCAGAUGUGUUGAAAGAAAUAGUUUCUAAUUGAGAGUCGGCUUUUUAUUUUGGUGUUUGCUGGCAUGAUCCUCUUACUGUGAAACAUCCUCAUUAGAGACUAGCCAUGUAUAAAGGCAUCCAUUUGUGGUUGAUCUAUACGUCUCCUACCAAUAUCAUUUUGCUAAGUCAGCCUAGCAAUCCAUAAAGAAUGGGCUAAUUGCCAUACAACUUUUCAAAGUUUGCAUGCCAGCAUAGGUCACUAUGUGCAUACAUCUCACUUUUAAAGAUUAUUGGUUAUUUUCACAGCUAAUGACAAUAGUAACAUUCAGGAUGGAUGCAGCCUGAAGCAUCCUGUUUAUUUUGCAAAAUAUGUUUCAGAAACAUAAGUGUUUAAAAAAAAAUGCUUUGUGACAUGCUUGUUACUCAUGUGGCUGGAAUGCAGCUGCAUAUGUGAGCAUUUAGUUACUUACCUUUCAGGAUGCGAGUCCACAAAUAUAGAAUCUGGUUUGCUAAAACAAGACCACCACAGGUGUUCAGCUGCCAUUUUAAGUGGACAAUGCUAACUGUGUCUGUCGCUGUAGUCCAGCAACAGUGGUGAUGGGAUGCUGGGUUUUGACACCUGGUCCUUUACUACGACAGACAGCAGUGCAGACAUGGACCAUGUGUAUUACCUCUGCUCUGUGGACAGGACUGGCAUAUUAGUUCCGAAGGUAAUGUUCUUCUACAGUCUGACAUUUGAAGCAUGUUAAGGUUCAUUUAAUCUAUCACUUUUAUAAAUUCUGUUCCUCUUAUUUCCUUGCUAAAUGUAUGUUGAAGACAUGAAGACAAAAGGCAAUGUGAUAACUUUUGUAGAAUGAAGAUGAACAUUGAACGUCACUUAAGUUUCACACUAUAACUUCUUAGUCAGGAGCUAAAAGAAGGCAGUAGUUGCCGAUAAGAGUGCACUGCACAUCCAUGUGUUUUUUUUUUCUCAAGUCUUUUGUGUACAUACUGCAGGUUUUUUUUAUCUCAUCUUGCAUCGUAGCUAUUUCCAAAAAGUGGAGGAUUUCUGAUCAUGCUAAACAAACUCUUAAAAGUCAUUAGAAUUAACCUGCUGCAUUCAGUUAUGUUACUGUAAACAAUGUGCAUUUUUUUCUUUACUUUUUGUAUCACACGUCAAGCUGAAAUGGUCAUCCUUAAUCAUAGCUAAGAAGCUGUCUUUAGUAGCAGUGCAUUCUUAAAAAAAUAACUUAAACAUUAAUAUAUUUAAUGAUCUCAAAUGUGAUUUAGGGUAACAAAUAAACUACUGAACUGACUAGGAAUUAGCUAGUUUGAUAUUGUAUUAUUGCAGAUACUUUUAUUAAAAACAGACUUGAUUAGGUUUUACAAUAAAUGUUGGGAUGGACCUUGCAGAAGAAAAGAAUGUAUAUAUAUUUUUAUGAACAUACUUUUGUACUCAUUUGUGUGCGGAUUAAUUUUUCUUGUAAAAAGGGGCUUGGGUUAAUGAUUCUUUUUAUGGGAGUUAUUUCAGGAACAAAAGAGGAAUAUUUAUACUUCUUAGCUCUGGCUUAUUAAGCAUUAACUCAGGAUGGUAUUAGAAGUAAGAGUAGCAAAAGAAUAAACAUGUAGACCUAAGAAAUCUCACUCCUUGAAGGUGCAGUUUAUUUGAUUCAGCAGGAGUGAUAAAGGGGCUUCACUGCUCCAUUUUUGUGGCAUUCCUGCAAUAUUUUCUGUAGCUCCUGGCACUCAAACGUAGCUAGGCAAUUCAUUUAAAUAGUUGUAGAAAUACAAAGCCUGGCAACUUGUUCACUGCAGUUUAGAAUAAUUUUGAAUAGUGGUAUUAAUGCAGAAAAUGUACAGUAAACAAACUAGAAAUAAUGAAUUAUAAUAUACCCUAUGAAAUAAAUGUCUUAGAAUGUA